UGAGAGAAGCGGAAGGACAGCCCUCUGCGAUUGGCGGGUCACCCCGUCUCCGGGAGUUGUUGCUGGGCAGGGUAAAGAUGGCGGCUCUGGACAGGGUCAAGGUGCUGGUGCUGGGCGACUCCGGUGUCGGAAAAUCUUCACUCGUUCACCUGUUGUGCCACAACCAGGUGCUGGGAAACCCGUCCUGGACAGUGGGUUGCUCCGUGGAUGUGCGAAUCCAUGACUACAAAGAAGGGACUCCAGAAGAGAAGACUUAUUACAUUGAGCUGUGGGAUGUUGGAGGUUCAGUGGGUAGUGCCACUAGUGUGAAAAGCACACGAGCAGUAUUCUAUAACUUGCUAAAUGGGAUAAUUUUAGUGCAUGACUUAACCAACAAGAAAUCAUCCCAGAAUUUGUAUCGCUGGACUUUGGAAGCACUCAACAGAGAUGUUGCUCCAACAGGAGUUCUUGUGACAAAUGGUGACUAUGACCGUGAACAGUUUGCUGAUAACCAGAUUCCGCUGCUGGUAAUAGGAACUAAGCUGGAUCAGAUCCCAGAAACUAAGCGGAAUGAAGUUUUGACCAGAACAGCUUUCUUGGCUGAGGAUUUCAAUGCUGAAGAGAUAAAUUUGGAUUGCACCAAUCCUCGUUACCUGGCUGCAGGUUCAUCCAAUGCUGUCAAACUAAGCAGGUUUUUUGAUAAGGUUAUAGAGAAGAGAUACUUCUUAAGAGAUGGCAAUCAGAUUCCUGGCUUCUCUGAAAGGAAAAGGUUUGGAGGAGGAACACUGAAGAGCCUUCAUUAUGACUGAACACUGAAGAAGUGGAAGAUGACUUAUCUGAGUUCCUAAUGACAUUCCCAUUCCAACUGGAUGCUCAAAGACAAUGCUUAUGUCAAGCAGAGUAAAUAAUACAACUGACUAGCCUGCUGAAGCUACUAUUGUUGGAAAAGACUUGGGGAAGGAUUUCCAGAAGCCUAAUCUGAAGCCUAGAGUCUUUCUUAGGAUUGCAGGCUGUCCGGAUAUAUGGGAACAACUGGGGAAAGUGUGCAAUAAGUUGAAUGUCUCUCACUGCUGUGGGAAACUUUAUACACAGCACAUCUGUGUGACAUCUUUCUCUCCAUUUUGGAAAACUUACGGACAGUCUUUGCAAUGAAUUGCAUUCAUUUUACCUCUAAAGGAAAGGUGACACUGAGUGGGCUUCACAUUUCCUGUAAAGUGUUAGGAUGUUAGGAUGGGUAAGGAACGGCCUGGAAACUAGUCAAAUGCCUUCAUUAUAUGAAUGGUGUUGUCUCACCUGGAACACACUGUUCAUCCUAUUCAAAAGGGAAAAAAGAAAGGCAAUAUAUGAAGAAAAGGUUUGAAGCAUUAAAAAAAGAAAAUUGUUAGCAGAAAGGAAGUGGUGUUAAUUCUGCUGCUUAAAUUAAAAUUGUUUACUUGGAGAGGGCAAAGUGAAUCAGGUUUUUGUCUUUUCAUAAUUGACUGUGGUCUUGUUCUUUAUAUUAAAUUAAAAGGCAGUGCUUUGAAAACUGAUGGGAAAGGUAUGUUUUUAUACAAUGCUUAUUUGAAAUAAAUGUGGCAUGGUCUUACUGA
Messenger RNA from Neopelma chrysocephalum (saffron-crested tyrant-manakin), 1568 nucleotides. It is a transcript of the gene RABL3, whose product is annotated as RAB, member of RAS oncogene family like 3. The record is from RefSeq and is a predicted model, not a curated record. Gene Ontology annotation, molecular function: GTPase activity. The coding region runs from base 78 to 788 and encodes 236 amino acids. The transcript is spliced from 8 exons. Gene Ontology annotation, biological process: intracellular protein transport. Gene Ontology annotation, cellular component: endomembrane system. Lineage: Eukaryota; Metazoa; Chordata; Aves; Passeriformes; Pipridae.